Brenthis ino (lesser marbled fritillary) is the source of this 1053-nucleotide messenger RNA. The record is from the annotation of a GenBank genome assembly. Lineage: Eukaryota; Metazoa; Arthropoda; Insecta; Lepidoptera; Nymphalidae.
AUGAAAGAAGAAUACGAUUCUAGAAUAAGUAGAACAUUGGAAAAUAUCUCCCUGCAAGAAUCUACAAGAGCGGCUAACGUUUCUCAAAUCAUUGAGGAUGGCCAAACCUCGCCGGGGUCAACGUAUGAGUCAUUUUCUUGGUUGUUUAACUAUUAUAAAAUGUUUUUGCUUCGUUUGUUUAAGGACUUAUAUCAAACAGUCGAAAAUUAUUUUUAUAAUGAUCAUCAAUUACCUGAUCAUAUUUUGAAUUUAAUAAACGCUCACAAACAAUUACAAAUAGAACAAUUAUCAGAAAAUUCUUUCAACGUCUACUUUCCAUCUUAUCCUGAUCCCCCUCGUUCACUUCACAUAGGUUCUGACCUGUCCCUCGAUUCUAAUCAGGCUCAAAAUCCUGUUAUAAUGGAAGCAAUAGAAUUUCUUCAUGAAGACAAAGAUUUACUAAUAGCAGCCGAAAUUGGAAAUGAUAAAUUACUUGAAAUUUAUAUAAGAAGGGGGACAGAUAUUCAACAAGUUGAUCACGUUGGUCGAAAUGCACUCCAUUUAGCCGUCUACUCUGGCAAUAUUAAAGCGAUUAAGCUACUUUUGGAUGCUGGAAUAAACCCAAAUGUCAAAGACAAUGUUGGAAUGACACCUCUCUCACUUUCUUUAAUGAGAAGACCCUCUUUAUUAGUAGCAAAUCUCUUGUUUGACCACGGCGCAAUUCUUUUACCGCGAAGCGACCCUUUGGAUACUGGAUUAUUUAUUCAAUUUGCUAUGAUGUGCAAGCCGACCCUUGAAGAAGAAAAGAUACUUAGAUUCUUAGUAAUCAAAGGAGCUGUCAUAAAUGAUCCUAAAGCUCCCGGUGGCCGUCAAGCAUUGCAUUUUGCGGCUAUGAGUAAUAAUACCUCCUUAAUUCGUCUACUUGUUAGUCUAGGUGCUGAUAUAAACAUGACUAAUCACAGAAACGAAACUCCUAAGGAGACAGCUGAAACAUUUAAAUGUAAAGAGGCAUAUAAGAUUUUAUGCGAAAUAGAGGAGAUGGAGGAAGUAGCUUCAUCGUCUUCUAACGUCAUU